Strongylocentrotus purpuratus (purple sea urchin) is the source of this 2448-nucleotide messenger RNA. RefSeq names its product lanC-like protein 2. The transcript has 11 exons. Lineage: Eukaryota; Metazoa; Echinodermata; Echinoidea; Camarodonta; Strongylocentrotidae. The record is from RefSeq and is a predicted model, not a curated record. Gene Ontology annotation, cellular component: plasma membrane. The coding region runs from base 212 to 1447 and encodes 411 amino acids. Gene Ontology annotation, biological process: peptide modification; carbohydrate metabolic process.
GGGUUCAUAAAUCUGCCACGCCCACAUGUGUAAUGAUAAGUUACGCACGUACCAUCGCUUUUUUCUGCUCGUCGCGCAUCCAAAGGACGAAGUCCCGCAUCAUCAUAAAAUCAUCUGUACGGAAAUUCAGAAUUUAAAGGGUCAUAUGGUCGGAGCAAGCUAGGAGCUAGGAGUUACUGCUUGGUCAGAGAAGUAUUUCGCUUGUUCAGUAAUGAGUAAACGGAAACACGAUGAAGCAUCGUCUUCGGACGGGAGUGAAUUCACAAAUCCAUAUUCGCCAUUCUCUGCAGAGUUAGCAACCAACAUCAUACAGAAUGGAAAGCUUACAGAUUCCUUCUCAAAGCGGCUGUACCAGUCGAUCGGUCAUCUGGUCGGUCAGAUGGAGUCUGGACUCCGGAGGGACUGCGAUGAAAGUGACCAGUCAGUCUACACAGGAGUCACAGGUAUAUCCCUGUUGUACCUUCACUUGUACACCCUAAACAAAACAGAAGAGUACCUCAGUCGGGGCUAUGAAUAUAUAAAGCGCCCUCUACAGCACUUGAAAGGCCGCAGAGUGACUUUCAUGUGUGGAGAUGCAGGCCCGCUGGCGGUGGGCUGCUUGCUUUAUCACAAAAUGGGCAAGCAAACGGAAGCUCAGCAGUGUAUCGACAAAUUGCAGAGCUUUGUCCGAUUGACCGAGGAUCCAAGCCUUCCUGAUGAACUCCUCUAUGGAAGGGUGGGGUACCUCUAUGCUUUGCUCUUCCUACAGAAGCACCUCGGGGAGGGGAACAUUGAUCCAGGUAUCAUCAACAAGGUAUGCAGAUGUAUCUUAGACUCUGGUGAGAAGCUUGCCAAGAAAGAGAAGUCCAAGUCCCCUCUCCUGUUUGAAUGGCAUAAUAAGAAGUACGUAGGAGCUGCUCAUGGCAUGGCUGGAAUUCUUGCUCUGCUCAUGCAGGUGAAAUCUGACACGGUAACUGGAUCCCUCCCCUCUCUCAUCAAGCCUACCGUAGACUACAUCCUCGAACUCAGAUUUCCUUCCGGUAACUUCCCAUCGUCGCUCGGUAAUCAAUCAGACAAGCUCAUUCACUGGUGCCAUGGGGCUCCGGGCGUGGUCCACAUGCUGCUUCAAGCUCAUAAGGUGUUUGGUGAUGCCAAGUACCUUAGUGCAGCAGUGGAUUGUGGCACAGUCGUUUGGGAGCGUGGCAUCCUACGGAAGGGUUACGGCUUGUGUCACGGAACGGCCGGCAACGCUUACGCUUUCUUGGCCCUCUAUCAGGCUACAAAGGAUGAACAGUAUUUAUACAAGGCGUGUAAGUUUGCAGAAUGGUGUAUGGACUAUGGUAAACAUGGCUGCAAGCUAGCAGACAGACCUUACUCUCUUAUGGAAGGCAUGGCUGGUACGAUUUACUUCUUGUCUGACCUGCUUCACCCAAAUGAUGCAAGAUUCCCCGGCCUCUAUGUCACCUGAAGAAGACUUUAUCAGGUACUGGUGAGUAGUGAAUGCUCAUCUGUAGGUGAAGUCGGCUGCUAGCAGUCUCGAAGGAAGGGCUUAUAUAUCUCCAUUAUUCAAGUAAUGUUCUUGGUGUGGACUUUGUUGAGUAAACUUGAAGUGUAUCUUUCACGCUUGUGCCACCAAGGUUUGAAUAGUUAUACAGUCAAACCUGCCCUUGUGGCCAUCUCUCCAUUAAGUCCACCUGUCUAUAGUGGUCAUGUAUUUUGUCUCCCUCCAGGAUGAAAUGUAUGCUGUAGAACCUGUCUAGAAAGGCCACUUGUCUACAGGUACUACUUUCCCUGUUUCCGUUGGGUGACAUCAAUAGUCGGGUUUGACUAUAUAUUAAAGCCUCUCUGCACUAGUGUGGCCAGGAGGGAUUAGACCUCCCUACAUGGUCACUGACAGGUGGUUAUCUCAUCAAAUCAGCUCUCAAUUAACAUAAGAAAAAAGGGGUCCAUGGGGACCAACGAUCACCGCUUAGGCAUUGUUUGCUAUAUAGAGGACGCAAGUAGCUAUAAGUAGUGCAGUGGGGCUUUAACUUUAAACACUUUGUUUCAUUGAUAACUGGAGCAUAGGAUAUCUUCCUUGGAAAGAAACUUCACAAUGACGGCACCUGUUUCAGGAAGAAAGGCAUAGCCAUUCUAAGGUAGCUUUAAUAAGGAAAUGUAGUGGCUCAAAAGUCCAGAAUGCAAAGUGCGUAAUAGCUACUGAUAUUUGUCAAUGAGAAGAUCGUUUUGACAUACCUGAAUGAAUAAAUUUUACUUUUUCAGUCUACCCUAGCUGAAGCUACACUGGGUAUUACCAUUCAAGAGGUCAGAGACAGAUUUGCUAAAAAUUAUAUUCACUGAAAAACACAUGAGACCCUAUGUUUCACUUAUGAGGCUAAUGAGUCAGGUCUUUUUUUAAUUAUUUAUAGUAUUGUUUUUUGUUGUUGCUCAUUACUCAUUCUGUUCUACAGUUUCUAGUUAUUGAUUUCG